Penaeus monodon (black tiger shrimp) is the source of this 807-nucleotide messenger RNA. RefSeq lists its product as uncharacterized. Lineage: Eukaryota; Metazoa; Arthropoda; Malacostraca; Decapoda; Penaeidae. The transcript is spliced from 3 exons. The record is from RefSeq and is a predicted model, not a curated record. Bases 148 to 474 code for a protein of 108 amino acids. Gene Ontology annotation, molecular function: peptidase inhibitor activity. Gene Ontology annotation, cellular component: extracellular region.
AGGUAAGGUCACAGCUGGAACCUGCAUGGAGACAGGCGCGCGCGCGUGUAUAUAAAGCCACCUCAGGGAUACCUAACCAGCAGUCCGCGUUUGGCUUUCAUACUUCUCUCAGCGAGUUCAUCGUCAAGCAAAUUCUCCUCAAACAAAAUGUUGCGUCUGUGCGUAAUGUUGGCUGUGGUCGGUGCCGCCUUCUCCCAAACGUACCCCGAUCCGCUGGCGAAUAUUAACUGCGAGAACUGGUGUAACCUUAGCAGUACUACCUAUUACUGCUGCGACGAACAUCGUGAAAUUGAUGGAGGGCGCUCCGGCAAGUGCCCAGCCACCCCGAUUUCGCAGAGGGAGCUGGACAUCCUCAGGGAUCUCGGGGAUCACAACGCUCUCAACUGCAAGCAUGACAGAGAGUGCGAGGUCGGGGAAAAGUGUUGCUACGCUAAGGAAAGUCAGCACUACAGGAUCUGCCGCUUUUCGUUCUAGAUGUCCUUGGACAUGUGGUUCGCUUGAGGCCUCUUGAAUCCCGUCAACUUGGAAUCGGAUGCGCUUUCAUGAUGACUCUCUGACAAAUACGAAAGAUCUUUAGACCAGAUCCAUCGUUACACAUAUAUAUAUAUAUAUAUAUAUAUAUAUAUAUAUAUAUAUAUAUAUAUAUAUAUAUAUAUAAACUGACCACUUUGCCCUACUUAUCCACCCAAGGGCAUAAAUUUGUUUCUGUUGUUCUGUUAAUUUUAAGGUAUAUAUUAAUGACUUAGUACAAAGAUGUUCCUAUGCUCACGUGUUAAAAUAGACAGUUAAUAAAAUCUAUAAAAUUUA